CAAACUUCACUGAACUUAUGCCAUCAGAUGGCAUGUUACUGAGUUUGAAUUCAUUUAGUGAUUCAGUCAUGGUUCAGCCCUGAAGGAUUAAAUUUUGAUAACAAUAAAAGUGGAAACAUCAUCAUAAUCAACCAGAUAGAUGAAAACCACCAGGGAUUCAAGUAGAUAUAAACUAUUUUAAACCAUAGCCUACAUGUUAAAUAAGAAGGCUGAAGUGAAAUAAUUUGUUGAAUCUGUCUAAGUUGACUUCUAGAACAAGCUAGGAGAAAAUGUCAAGUGAUAAAGAAAUCAUAGUACCACUGAACAGCUUAAAGGCAUUCACCAUACGAUGCUUGGAGAAGGUUGGAGCUAAAGCUGAGCAUGCUGAAAAUUUAGCGGAGCUUAUUGUUGCAGCCGAUCAUAGAGGGCACUACAGCCAUGGAAUGAAUCGUCUUGAAUUCUACAUGCAAGACUUAAAGAAUGGCCACAUUUGUGUAGACAAAGAACCAGAAGUAAUUCAGCAAACUCCAGCCACAGCUCUUGUGGAUGGCAACAACUGUUUAGGUCCUUCAGUUGGAAAAUACUGCAUUGAUCUUGCUAUUGAAAAAGCGAAGAAUAUUGGCAUUGGUUGGGUAUGUGCGAAAAGAUCUAAUCAUUUUGGAAUCGCUGGCUGGUACAGUAUGAGAGCAAUGAGCCAAGGACUUAUUGGAAUGGCUUUCUGCAACACUUCUCCUAUGAUGAUUCCAACUAGAGCCAAAAAAUAUACUUUGGGAACAAACCCUAUCUCAGUGGCAGCUAAAGGUAAUAAUGGAGAAGAGUUUGUUCUUGAUAUGGCAACAACAAGUGUUGCCCUAGGCAAGGUUGAAAUAAAAAAACGCUUAGGCCAAAAUAUUCCUAUAGGAUGGGCGUUGGACAGAAAUGGAAAGCCUUGUACAGAUGCAGAGGAAGCUCUCUAUCAUGGGGGGCUUUGUCCAUUGGGAGGCCUAGAAGAAACAAGUGGUUACAAAGGCUAUGGGCUUGGAAUGAUGGUGGAAUUAUUCUGUGGUAUUUUGAGUGGUUCCAAUUUUGGAUCUAAUCUCAAAGUGUGGUCUGAGCAUAGCUCAGAAGCUGAUCUUGGACAAUGCUAUGUUGCUAUUGAUCCAAAAGCUUUUGCGCCUGGCUUUGAAGACAGAUUAUCCAGUUUGAUUCAUCAGUGUAAAGACCAAGAACCAGCUGAAGGUGAAUCUGAAAUUUUAGUUCCUGGUGACCCAGAAAAUCAGCAUAUUGAACUUUGCACUAAAUUAGGAGGCAUUCCUUAUCAUUCAAAACAGAUUGAAUUUGCAGAUUAUAUAGCAAAAACAUAUGACAUCCAGCCGCUAGAAAGGUUAUAACUUGUUUCUAUGCUUAGACAUUCCACAGUGGUAAAUGUUACAACAAUUUCAUAAUUACAUAUAGAUUCUAAUUGUUGAAUAAAUAAAAAACAAAAGAUUAAACUAUUUCUUGUGAAAUCUUGUUAUCAAAUAAAUAAUUUAAAUUAUAUAGAGCGUCAAUACAUAAAUGUGCUAAAAAUCUUAACACUGGAUUUAGUGCAUUGGAGAGCGAUAUAAAACAACUUCUGUGAAGAUUUGUGGUCCACCAUUUGUCUGAGUGGCCUUGAUUUGUUUGCUACUUAACCAGAUUUCUUUAAUAAUAUGGUGUCAGGUGUAAGCUUUGUGAAAUCAAAUUAAAACUGCUUGUAAAAGUUGUCUAAUAAUAAAAACAUACUUUAAAU
Molecule: messenger RNA, 1729 nt
Organism: Physella acuta
Lineage: Eukaryota; Metazoa; Mollusca; Gastropoda; Physidae
Product: putative oxidoreductase YjmC
Molecular function (GO): oxidoreductase activity
Source: RefSeq, a predicted model, not a curated record